GAGAAAGGCCGAGCUAGCGAGUGAUCUGAAGACUGAAAAGCGGAGACCGGAGUCUGGACAAAGAUUGAGAAUAAUAUAUAAAAACUAUUUGGAAUUUCAUAAUUUUUAUGUAAAAUUUGCAUAAAGGUAAGCCUGAAUAAGAGAAGUAAGGUGUGGAAAUCAUCUUUAUUGAGUUUGUUAGAAUAAUUUUAUAAGUUGUAGUUAGAGGUAUCAACUCUUAGAUGAAUAGCACGAAUACGAACGGAUGGGACUGUAGUAAAUUUUCAGUCAACGUGAUGAUGAAAUGAAUCAUUGAUAUUGAAUGUUAUUUAAAGUUACGGCUUAACUAAACUUUUCUGAAAGAAGUUCGGCAAUGCCAGAAGUUCGACCUUAUUCUGAAAUAAGUCACCUCUCUUCUCGUGUGUGUGCGCUUGUAUUUGUAAUUGUAAUGGGAGAGGAAAGGAGUCGCCGCCGCCGCUGAUGAAAAUUGAAAUAAACGGCAGUGAAUGGAGUGAUGACUUAAACCAGGUCCAGAUCCAGGAUAAUGUCAGAAGUUCUUUGAUUGUUGCAAAAAAAGAAUCCUAGCGAGAGAUGGCUGAAAAAGAUAGUCGUGAACAGAAAGAUGCAGGAAGCAAGCGAGACGAGUCCCCAUCUCCCCUCCAAAUACCUGCUAUUACAGGAGAAGAGAAGGAUGUAUCCACUGCUGCCCAUAGCCACUUUGAGGCAGGAAACUAUAAUGGCUGUGUGGAACAGGUCCGUAAACUGGCCAACAUGCGUCCCACGGAUCCUAAGGUGCAGCAUAACCUUGCAGUAGCACUCUUCUACCAGUCGGGUUGUAGGAAGGUGGAUGAGUACAGACGUAGCCUGGGCAACGUUUGCAGCCAGGUUCAUGUGGAUCUUGAACAGAUUGAAUCCUUGGAGGAUGCUGAUCAGGCCAUCUUCUUCUUCAACAAUGCUGUGCUACUCCAUCAUCUCCGACAGCAUCACCAAGCUAUCCGUGUCUUGGAGAAACUCUUCCAGGUCAUUGAGCCAUUGGAAGAGUGGUUGGCGGUGCGUAUCUUGCUCCUUCUGAUUGAGAGCUACCUUAUUACUCAUCAGCCUGACAAGGCCCUGGCAACCCUGGUCUACCUUGAGAAAUUAAUGCAGACUAGUGAGGCAAAGAAAGAGGCUGCAGAAAAGGGAAAAGACAGCAGCAAAGAUGAGGAGCAUAGACCUGUCGAUACUGAGAAAGUAAAGGCCAAAAUACAUCAGUUCAAAACAAAGUGCUAUCUUCAACUGAAACAUCUCAAGUUCUGUAAGAGGGAAAUCAAGUCUGUCAAGACUGUCAUGAACUCAAAUGGAGCACAGCAGUCCCCCAUCACGCUCUUCCUGAAGGCUAACUUUGAGUUUGAGCGGCAGAACAACCGCAAGGCCAUCAAGCUCCUGAACAGCUCUCCCGAGGGUCUGGACUAUAACCAGAUGGGCCAGUGCAUCCCUGUCAUGUACUACAACAACCUCGUCGCGAUCCACUAUGCCAUGCUUAAGUACCACCUGGGUGCCCACUACGCCAGGAGAGCCCUGCAGGAGAAUGCCUCGGCCAUCAAGGAGCUACCGAAGAAGUCUGGUCGUACAAUCCAGACUCUUGGUAUGAAUCACCAUCAUGAACUCCUCUACAACACGGGCAUCGUUCUUCUACAUGCAGGGCGCCCUCUGGCAGCCUUUGACUGUCUGGUGGAAGCCGUCCAGGUCUUCCCUACCAACCCAAGGCUCUGGUUACGACUGGCCGAGUGCUGCAUCGCUGCCAACAAGACGGCGGGAGAAGGAGAGACUAAGGGUGGCAGCAAGCAGGGUAUUAUCCACAGUACCGUGGGAACGGGAUCGCAUCGCAAGUUCAUCCUCUCUCCGGGGGGUCUGGACACCAACUAUGGGUCUGAUAUCCAGCCAGCAGCCAUGCCUGUAGCUUCCCUAGAGUUUGCUUCUCUGUGCCUGAGUAACGCCCUUUCCCUUCUGCCAGAGAAACCGGGAAGUCUACCGACCACGCCUGUCUCGUCACAGAACAGUGUCGGUAGUGAGGCAUCUGACACCGCAAGUAAGCAGACCGGCCCUGCCUCCGUCCCGGCCCCGCCCGGCCCGUCUCUUAAACCCACCGAGGUUUCCAGUCUACGCUGUUCGGUGAUGGCUGCCACUGCCUACGUCAGUCUGUCGCUUGGUGAUGAUGUCACGGCACUGGAGAAUGCCAGGACAUUGAUGGCUCAACCCAAGAUCUCUGGCUCACAACAAUUCCUGGCCCGUAUGUAUGCUGCCGAGGCUCUGCUGAAGCAUGAUCAGAUAGGAGAGGCAAUCCAAUUGUUGAACCCUGAGAGUGUAUGUGAUGUAUCUGUUCUGAUCACACCCACCCCAGACUUUGGGGAGAACAAGGAUCGAGACCGGAACGAGAAGAGCAAUAACCACGAAGGUGGAAGUGGUGGAGGAGGAGGGGGUAAUAACAACGCAGGAGACCCUAACGAGGGGGCGGAACCUCGUAAGGUCAUCCAUCAGUACUACCCAGCGUCUAUCCAGGUUGCCAGGGCUCACAUGUUCUUUAACCUGGCUACCACACAUGUGCUCAGGAGCGAGUGGGACAAGACACGGAGGUGUCUUCAACAGGGUUGUAGCAUGGUACCAGUCCCUGACAUUCCCAAGCAAGCCCUCUAUACUGCUAUCUACCUGGAGUUACAUACUGGAAACUACUCUAUGGCACUUCAGAUGGUCAAGAAGCAGCAGAUGAUCCCGUACAUCAAGAUCACACCUGUUCCUUUCAUUGAACCGAUCAAUAAACCUCCACCAGCUUCCAGCAGCACCCCAUCAAGCUUCCCCGCCCCCAUAGGGCCACCCACUACCUCCCGGCCCUCGGGGUUCGGUCUCCCCACCCCGAUAGGUGGGGGCAAACCCAGUGCCAACACUUGGAGAUGAACUGGCCAUUUUUCUCCCAUCGUCAAGGGCUCUACAAUAGUUGCCCUGUAAUAAUUAUUCUAUUAACAAUUUCUAUUUUCUUUAUCGUCUACAUUCUAUCUGCAGUUGACGCUUCUAUUUUUGUGUUUUCAAUUUAUUGCAAAUUAUAUAUACCUCUGUGACUUGCUUGCAUCUUAAGCUUAUAUAUUAUCUGGAAAUUAAUCUGGAAAUAUAUUACCAUGAAUUAUUGUUGAUUUCUGCUGCUAAAGCCCCGUGUUCUUAUACAGUGUUUAGAAACCUCUGAUAAAAGCUGUAACAAAACAAAGUCAGUUUAGUACUACCGCACCUGGCGUUCAUUUAGUGCUGUGAUCAAGAUUCUUAACCUUAAAGCAACAAUUAUUCCACAUUUUGGGGGUUAGGCUAAUUCACUUUUCAUCCUCAUUUAUCCAAAAGAAAGACACAUUCAGGAACAGAGUGAAAAAAUAGACUCUUCUACCUGAUAUCCUCAAGACUUAAGCAAGAAUGAAUUGGAUUCUGUACAAACUCGUUGUGAUAUUGUUACCACAAAUGGCAUUUAUCUUUUAAGUAAUAGUAAAAAUUAUAAUAGUGGUUACUUGUUACAAAUGACUGCACAGGUCCACUUUUCAGUGCUCAUGGUGCUACAAGAAAGCUUAUGUACCCACAAGCAAUGAUUGAAGAAGAAUAGAAAUAGGAAUAGAAAUUUAUGCACCAUGAUUGGGUACUAAAUGAAGUCCUGACCAUAAGUAUACAGACAAAAGUUUCAAUUAAUGAAAGCCAUUUCAAACUUUUAGUUUCACAAGGGUGCCAGUUUACAGGUCAAAGCCUUAAUUCAGGAUCUUGUUAAUUCUAUUUUCAAUCAUUUCACGUGGCUUAUUCUCGGUAAUUAUUAAGUAUCUCUGAUUGAUUCCCAUAGGAAUUUUUAGUACAAAUAUGUGGCAUUAUUCUAUUUGCACCCCUGUCACUAUAAAUACAUCUUGUAGUGCAAAACUUGAUUUUGCAAUAGAACUAACUUUAUAUCUUUAGGGGAAAAUGUGAGUAUAAAUAUAUAUAUAUGCUAAUUACAUCUGAUGAAAAAUGAUUUUUCCCUUCCAUUGUAGUAUGGGAAAAAUUUUACUACUUUUUGAAAUGGCAUAAUGCGUGUGCAACUGCAUUAUACAUUUACAAAUAAAAUACUGUCCAAAGUAAAUUAA
Molecule: messenger RNA, 4100 nt
Organism: Lytechinus pictus (painted urchin)
Lineage: Eukaryota; Metazoa; Echinodermata; Echinoidea; Temnopleuroida; Toxopneustidae
Product: CCR4-NOT transcription complex subunit 10-like
Exons: 15
Coding region: 571-2910 (779 amino acids)
Biological process (GO): negative regulation of translation; mRNA catabolic process
Cellular component (GO): CCR4-NOT complex
Molecular function (GO): protein binding
Source: RefSeq, a predicted model, not a curated record